CCCUCCCUGGGAAGAAAGAUGCCCUUGGGACGGCCAUCAGCCUGAAGCAGCACCCAGGGAUGCAGGGAAACUGGGUCCACCUGAACAAGGACCCGCUGUUUUCGGAAAGGCAAGCCUGUGAAACCUCUCCAGAGUAAAACUUUUUAUAAUUAACAAAGUAGCAAGUUUCUCCCACACCCCACGGCCCUGCAGCAACCCAUUUUCCAAUAGCAACCAUUAAUUAUUUAUUUAGAAGUUAAAACACAGCGUGGGGAGGAAGGACGAAGCAGGACAGGAUUUAGGGAAAUCCUUGUGGUCAGAGGGAAGAAAAUAGAAGUUCUGUCCAAAGGGGCAUUUUUGUAACAUAUAGACACAUUUUCCCAUAAGAAACUCCCAGAAAAAUUGAAACCACAUGUGCAGAUGGCCUGGGCGUGCUGUGCAUGUUGCUGUGCAAGCAAUUCAGCAGGGCUGCAGCAAAACCAGCUCUCUCAGCUCUUGGGUUCUGGGGCUUUCUCAACCACGAGAAGCCCCCAAAGAACAAGCGGAUCCCAGCAGAGCAAACAACGUUGCAGCAGGGAGUGGUUUCCUUACCCCCACCCUGUUUGUUCCCUUUGCUCUCCAAAAAGUUACAAACUGGCUUUCCUUCCUGAUAAACCAAGGCUUCCUCACUGAUUGGUCUCAGUUUGGGAAAGGACGUGACAUCAGCAACUUUGCAGACUUGGGGCUGGGGGGCCGUUGUGAGCUUUGGCCAACCUCCAGGCAGCUAGGUGGAGCAUGUGUGUGCAUGCGUGUGUGUGUGUGUGUGUCUGGGCGCGUGCGUCUGUCUGACCACAGGUAGUGCUCAGAUUACCCCGCCUGUUCUGUUCUCUGCUGUUCUCUACCGUCUGACCAGGACGGUGAGGCUCAGCCAGCCCCAGCACUGGAAUUCCCAGGAGCAGGGGGAGCAUGGAAUUUGGACUCUCCUGAGCAACUGAAGUGGAGCACGGAGUUUGCCCGGCCCAGGAGGGCACCAUGGACGGUGAACCACGGGGCAGGAACAGCAAGUUCCUGAGGCCAGGGGACCCUCCUGACACCAGGCUCCUUUCAAACCCGUGGAUGGGGGAUGUUGUGUCUGAUUGGUCUCCUGUGCAUGAAGCUGCCAUCCAUGGACGUCUGCUCUCUCUGAGGAACCUCAUCAGCCAGGGGUGGCCUGUGAACCUCAUCACCGCAGAUCGUGUGUCCCCACUCCACGAGGCCUGUCUCGGAGGUCAUCCCUCUUGUGCAAACAUUUUAUUAAAGCAUGGAGCUCAGGUGAAUGGUGUCACUACUGAUUGGCACACCCCGUUGUUUAAUGCGUGUAUCAGCGGCAGCCAGGACUGUGUGAAUUUGCUUCUGCAACAUGGGGCCAGCCCCCACCCGGCGAGUGAUCUGGCGUCCCCCAUCCAUGAAGCAGCUAAGAGAGGCCACGUGGCGUGCGUGGAGACCCUUGCGGCUCACGGGGGCGACGUGGACCAUGACAUUGGCCACCUGGGCACGCCGCUCUAUUUGGCUUGUGAAAACCAGCAGGUGGCUUGUGCCAAGAAGCUUCUUGAGUCAGGAGCCAGCGUGAACCAAGGCCGAGGUCUGGACUCCCCUCUUCAUGCAGUGGCCAGAGCGUCCUGUGGAGACCUGGCACUGCUGCUCAUGGACUUCGGAGCGGACACCCAGGCCAAGAACGCCGAAGGCAAACGUCCCUCGGAGUUGGUGCCUCCAGAGAGCCCCCUGAUGCAGCUCUUCUUGCAGAGAGAAGGUGCUUCUCCUUUGCCCGAACCUAAGCCCUAACCCAUAGCGACUCCUGUGGGCUCUCGCAGGAGGCAGGGCCCUCUUCUUUGCUGCAGCUCUGCCGCCUUAGGAUCCGGAAGUGCUUCAGGACCCAGCAGCAUCACAAGAUCA
This is a messenger RNA of Leptonychotes weddellii (Weddell seal), 1890 nucleotides long. It is a transcript of the gene ASB9, whose product is annotated as ankyrin repeat and SOCS box containing 9. Lineage: Eukaryota; Metazoa; Chordata; Mammalia; Carnivora; Phocidae. Gene Ontology annotation, molecular function: protein binding. The record is from RefSeq and is a predicted model, not a curated record. Gene Ontology annotation, biological process: intracellular signal transduction; protein ubiquitination; positive regulation of protein catabolic process.